AUGCCAGGCACUAUCGCAAUAGAUGGUGGGCGAGAUGGCACCGGAGAUGUUCAGGUUUCCGGUUCAAAGAAUGCCGGGUUACCACUUAUGGCGGCAACACUAGCAGCAGCCGGGCCCAAUGUUUCGCGAGUUGGCGGCAACCUAAAAAUUAACACCACAAAUGCAACGUCUCUAUUUAUUCCUUUGCAGCUUACUCGUAGCUUGAGAGCAUCGAUAUUGUUUCUUGGGCCGCUCGUUGCUCGAUUUGGGUAUGCCUGUUUAAGCUUCCCUGGUGGCUGUAGCAUUGGGAAACGUCCGAUUGAAGAACACAUAAAAGGCCUCAGAAAGCUUGGGGCUUGUGUCAGAGUGACAGACGGGCACAUUGAGGCUCGUGAUUCUCGCUUACAAGGAGCAACCAUAUACAUGGAGAUCCCCUCGGUGACUGGAACCAUGAACCUUAUCAUGGCAGCUUGUUUGGCUCGCGGGGUGACACAUAUACACAACGCAGCUCGUGAACCAGAAGUGGGUGACUUGAUCAACCUGCUGGUCCUCAUGGGAGUAGACAUUUAUGGCACGGGGACUGACCACCUUAUCAUCCAUGGCCGGAGUGCGCCUCUGUCACCUUGUCAGUACGAAGCUAUGGAAGAUAGGUUAGAGGCGGGCACCUUUUUAAUCCUUGGGGCAAUAUAUGGGAACCCUCUUACUGUACAUCCCUGUCACGCUGAGCAGCAUGCAAUGUUGAUCAAAAAGCUUAGGGAAGUAGGUGCUCGUGUUGAUAUAGCGGACAAGUCCAUAACAGUCCAGAAAGCAAGAAAACCUUUAGCUGUCGACAUUUUGACUGGACCCUAUCCCGCAUUUCUAACAGACCUACAGCCACAAUUUAUGGUGUUGCUUUGUUUAGCCCAAGGCACAAGUCACGUUAUCGAGUCCAUUUUUGAGAGCAGAUUUAGUCAAUGCUUUGGUCUCCAGGCCAUGGGGGCAGAUAUACGCAUUUGUGAACAGACAGCCAUAAUCAGUGGAGUGGAGAAGCUGUCUGGUGCCCUCAUGUCUGGUUCGGGUCUGAGAGCCAGUGCGAGUCUUGUUCUUGCAGCUGUUGCUGGCAGAGGGAGGUCCAUCGUUGUCGGUGUAAAGUAUAUUGAUAGAGGUUAUUACGACCUGGAAAGAAAACUGGCAAAGAUUGGUGUGAUUGUUGAACGGUUACCUAAUUAA
Molecule: messenger RNA, 1188 nt
Organism: Aspergillus nomiae NRRL 13137
Lineage: Eukaryota; Fungi; Ascomycota; Eurotiomycetes; Eurotiales; Aspergillaceae
Gene: udpA
Product: UDP-N-acetylglucosamine 1-carboxyvinyltransferase family protein
Exons: 2
Coding region: 1-1188 (395 amino acids)
Biological process (GO): UDP-N-acetylgalactosamine biosynthetic process; peptidoglycan biosynthetic process
Molecular function (GO): UDP-N-acetylglucosamine 1-carboxyvinyltransferase activity
Source: RefSeq, a predicted model, not a curated record